This is a messenger RNA of Dendrobium catenatum, 1134 nucleotides long. RefSeq lists its product as uncharacterized. NCBI's taxonomy places the organism in Eukaryota, Viridiplantae, Streptophyta, Magnoliopsida, Asparagales, Orchidaceae. The coding region runs from base 301 to 1050 and encodes 249 amino acids. The transcript has a single exon. The record is from RefSeq and is a predicted model, not a curated record.
UCCAAUAUCAAAGAAUAAAUAAAAAAUCGAUCAUUUCCCCUUCUACCUAAUCAAUUAAAAAAAUGUUUGCAAAGAUCUACUAAGGUUAUUUAUUUGGGCAAUGAGAAUUUGUUCAAGCAAAAGAUGCCGAAGGCCUUCUUCUAUCACUACUGAAAGGAAAAGUGGUUGAACCAUAACAACCUGUAACAGGAGCAGCUUAUCCCCUUUCUCCUAAUCCACACACUCUCUCCUACAUAUAGCUAAUGCCGCUUCCAAUGGAAACACAUUCAUUGAAAAGCUACUGACCACCAUAACUGAACGAUGGGAUAUGAAAACUUCAUCUCAAGUUCUCAUCAACGACGCUAUGGAAGCCAACCAAUUUCAGUUCCAUUCCUUUGGGAACAGAAGCCAGGCAUGCCAAAGACAGAUUGGAAUGCAAAGCCAAUCCCUUUCUUUGCAACAAAAUUUUCUAAAGCAAAGCCAGUAUCUUCAAGUGAAACAGCCAUUAUACCACUCAGCCUUGUUAUCUCAGUUCCUUUCCAGUGGGAGGAGAAGCCUGGGAAGCCAUUACUAAUGGAUAAGAACCCUGGCUCUGCCGUUCUUCCAGCACCAUUUCCCUCCUGCAAUCCCUUCAUUAAUGAGGCCGAAAAUGUCUUCGAUGGUUUUGCUUUUCAUGGAAGUUCGAAUGAGAGUGACUCCAACCAAACCGAGAGCUGGUACUCUGUUUCUGGAAGAGAUUGUCAAAGUGACUCGAGAAGCUCAGCAAUGGAUAACGGUGAGAUAAAGAUAACUCCUUCCUGGAUUUCCUUUGCCUACAACAUAUUUCUAAAGCAAGUUUUCUGUGGAUUCUAUGAGCGUAAUUCUGCUAAUCGUUCGGUUUUAGCAGAAUUGGAAGUGAAGAGCUGUAACACAAACCGCAGUCACCUGGUGAAGAGAACAUUGACUCUUGGGGAGCUCAUUCUGCUGAGCCGCAGGCUGAGCUGCCCAAAAAAUGCUGUAUAUGUCGGAGAACAAAGAUUAUUCUCAAUGGUGAAGCCUGCCUUGCACGAAAUUUUCUUUUCACCCAAUUAAAACACAGCUACCAUCAGGACAAAUUAUUAGGUGCGGACAUCGGACAGAAAGAAUCGUCCGAUUUUCUCUCUGUCUGCAAUCAAA